UAAAGUUAUAAACAAACAAGUCCUUAAUUUAACACAUGCAAUAAUAGGUGCACUUACACCAGUAAUUAGUAAAUGAAAAAUAAGCAAUGAAACAUAAAACAACCACUCAAAUCGAAGGCAAUAAGGUUUCAAUCGAUGCUUGUGGAGCGAUCCUGCCGCUGGUCUCUUUGCUCCUGAACGGAUCAAAUCGAGGGAAGAAAGACGCGCUUACGACCUACAAGCUAGUUUCUAUGAAACAGAACAAAGAGAGGGCCGUUAAUGCAGGAGCCGUGAAACCGCUGGUGGACUUUAUUUCAGAGCAGGGGAGCGGUUUGACGGAGAAGGUGAUGGUGGUUCUGAGCAGCUUAGCUGCAAUUCCAGAGGGCAGAACUGCCAUAAUCGAAGGAGGGAUUACAGUUUUGGUUGAAGCGAUCGAAGACGGGUUGGUGAAAGGGAAAGAGUUCGCGGUACUAACGCUUUUGCAACUAUGCGCUGAAAGUGUACGAAAUAGAGGAUUGUUGGUGAGAGAAGGUGGGAUCCCGCUGCUUGUUGCGCUCUCUCAGACGGGCACGGCUCGAGAGAAGCAAAAGGUAUUUUUCGUUCACCAUUGCCCUUUUAAGCUUUAAUCUUUAUGGUGUUCCCAUCACUCGCUCGACAUU
This is a messenger RNA of Nelumbo nucifera (sacred lotus), 638 nucleotides long. NCBI's taxonomy places the organism in Eukaryota, Viridiplantae, Streptophyta, Magnoliopsida, Proteales, Nelumbonaceae. The record is from RefSeq and is a predicted model, not a curated record.